Vollenhovia emeryi is the source of this 542-nucleotide messenger RNA. Its product is annotated as sodium-dependent multivitamin transporter-like. Gene Ontology annotation, biological process: transmembrane transport; sodium ion transport. The record is from RefSeq and is a predicted model, not a curated record. Gene Ontology annotation, molecular function: symporter activity. NCBI's taxonomy places the organism in Eukaryota, Metazoa, Arthropoda, Insecta, Hymenoptera, Formicidae. Gene Ontology annotation, cellular component: membrane. The transcript has 5 exons. The coding region runs from base 1 to 525 and encodes 174 amino acids.
AUGACUGAAGAAUAUGCAACAGGUAUCUCGUUGUUGGGGACACCGACGGAGAUUUAUGUACAUGGCACAAGUUAUCUAUUCAUUUGUUGCUCUAUCUUCUUCGUCACCUUUGUCACGUCGGUCGUGUAUCUGCCAGUUUUUCACGAGCUCAAACUCACUAGCACUUAUGAAUAUCUCGAGAAGCGUUUCGAUAAAAGAAUAAGAGUAUUAGGUUCGGUCCUCUUCGCCAUCAGUAUCAUAACUUGGCUUCCAAUUGUUAUCUACGUACCCGCAUUGGCCUUCAAUCAAGUCACUGGAGUAAAUGUACACAUAGUUACACCCUUUGUAUGCAUUGUUUGCAUAUUUUACACCUGUGUGGGUGGUCUCAAGGCAGUCGUAUGGACAGAUUUCUUUCAAACUUUCAUCAUGUUCGGCUCCAUGUUACUAAUUACAAUUAAGGGCACAGCUGACAUUGGUGGAUUGUCAUUAGUAAUUCGAAGAAAUCUAGAAUCCGGAAGACUCGAAUUACCUAUGUGCGUUCAUUAAUUAAUAUUAAAUGUGUU